GGAGCUUAAAGAGAUCAUAUCCACUAGUUAUUUAGCGAAGACUUUGUGUAGUUACUAAUUAUUUUCUAAGUGUGUGUUGAGAAAUGAAGUAUUUACAUUAGAACGACGUCAUGGAAAUUUCUUGUGAACUUCAGUUUGAACAUAAACUGUCAUGUUAUUCGUGAUUUAACAAAAUGAAGAUGUUUAAAUUCAAGCCUCCCCUUAAUGAUUCGGAAGAUCCUUCAUCUACAUUGACCCUGAGGUUUUCUGGUUCCUCUUCAGCAUAUGCUAUAAUCUUUCAACAAAAUGCCGGAAAACCCAAUAUCCAAUCUAAACAUCAUCGACGAGAAAUUGUAUUCAUUAGCCACAAAACGUGCCUUUAAUCGUUUUUCAUUUGACGAAAUUCAGUUAGCUACUCAACACUUUGAUAAUAAGUUGAUCAUUGGAAAGGGAGGUUUUGGGACGGUAUACAGAGGUCGUAUCUAUGACGCUAGAAGUGCUAUUGCACGUACUGUUGCCAUUAAACGGUCGAAUUCAUCUUCUAGCCAAGGGGAAGCUGAGUUCAUGACCGAAAUUGAGAUGCUUACCCAGUUGCGCCACUGUAACCUUGUGUCUUUAAUUGGUUAUUGUUCUGACAGCAACGAAAUGAUACUAGUUUAUGAGUACAUGUCCAAAGGGACCAUUGAGCAUCAUCUGCAUGAAGCUGAUACUCCUUUAUCUUGGAUGGAUCGACUCAGGAUAAGCAUAGGUGCUGCGAAAGGAUUACAGUAUCUUCACACAGGUUGGCGUCCCCAACAGGGAAUCAUACAUCGGGACGUAAAAAGCUCAAAUAUUCUUCUUGAUAUGAAUUGGGCAGCAAAGGUGUCAGAUUUUGGAAUGUCGAAAAUUAUACGUGAACCAUCUUCUGGGGUGAUUACCAUCCUUAAAGGAACAUUUGGGUAUCUAGAUCCAGAGUACUGUAGCACCGGUAAGUUGACUAAGGAAUCAGAUGUCUUUUCCUUUGGGGUUGUUUUGUUUGAGUUGCUAUCUGGGAGGCGUGCAGUCGAUCCACUGUUUGUAGAUGAAGGGAUUAAUCUGGCAAGCUGGGCUAAAAAGUUUAUCAAAGAACGGCGAAUAGAAAAGAUUGUUAGUUCUCAUAUUACAACACAAAUUUCUCCCAAGUGUUUGAAGGAGUUUGUUAAGAUUGCUGAUCGCUGUACAAAAAGCUCUAGAAAAGAACGCCCUGCAAUGGCAGAUGUUGUGGUUGCUCUUCAGCAAUCAAUGGCAUUACAAGAACAUUAUGACAGUUCUGCUCGGGCUACAGGUUCAAUGGGUUUCACCCAGAGAAUGCAGCAUCUACUUUUCGGGUCUAUACCUAAACCUGUGGUUUUAUCAUCACCAUCAUCAUCAGCUAGCCCAUUAUGCAUUCCACCUAGUCCUCAUAGAUUCCCGAUGGCUCCAAAAGUUAGUAGGAUUAGGCCGGUUCAUUUGACCAUGAACGAGGUUGAAAGAGUCACGCAAAAUUUUUCACCAUCAUUAAAACUUGGCGAAGGUUGUUCUGGAACCGUAUACAAAGCUCAACUACCCGACGGUCAAUUUGUUGCCAUAAAGCGAGCAAGAAAGAAACAUUUUGAUGCUCUAAGAAGUGAGGGUGAACUUCUUGCAAAAAUUGACCAUCGGAAUCUAGUGAGGCUUCUUGGCUAUGUUGAUACCGAAAAUGAGCGCCUAACCAUCACCGAAUACAUUCCAAACGGUACCCUUAGAGAACAUUUGGAUGGUGUCCAUGGAAGCUUUUUGGACUUUUGUCAACGACUUGAAAUUUGCAUCGAUAUUGCUCAUGGUUUAACGCAUCUCCAUCUAUAUGCUGCAGAGCAGCAAAUUAUCCACCGAGAUGUUAAGUCCUCCAAUAUUCUUCUAACUGAGAGAUUUAAAGCGAAAGUGGCCAACUUUAGGUCUGCAAGGCUUAGAGAUGUAGAGACAACAGAUGUUGUGACUAAAGUACAAGGCACACUCGGGUAUCUUGACCCAGAAUAUAUGAGAACCCAUCAGCUCACCCCAACAAUUGACGUUUACUCCUUUGGAGUUCUAAUUAUAGAAAUUCUAACGGGUCGUAGACCCAUUGAGUCCAAGAGAUCUCCUAAGGAGGUGGUGACACUAAGAUGGGCAUUUGAGAAGUACAAUAAAGGUGAAAUCAAGGAUUUGGCUGACCCUCAAAUGAAGGAAGCACUGGACUGGGAAAUCAUUGGAAAGAUGCUUGAGUUAGCGUUUCAAUGUGCUGCCCCAACACGAGCGGACCGUCCAGAUAUGAAGACAGCGGGAGAGCAGUUGUGGGCCAUCAGAAUAGACUAUCUUAGAAAUGGAAGAAGAGGGUUAGCUUCCGUCAACGACGAAAAGGUUGAAGCAUCAUCUGUAUAAAUCAAAUUAUCAUGCUUAGAUGACUUGUCACAUGUGGCUAUAUGCCAAUGGAUGGUUAGUAUAUGAUGUACAAGCAUCUAAGCGUGUGAUAAAUUUGAUGUUUGUUUUGUGUAUAUAAGACUUGUAUCAUUUGUAUAUAAAUAUGGGUUAUGGUUCUAUUAUAGUUGUUGAUUAUAAAAUGGAGUUAAAUAACUACAAUAUAACAUUGAAAAUUAAUGAUUUUAUCCUUCUGUUAUGGGAA
Molecule: messenger RNA, 2614 nt
Organism: Helianthus annuus (common sunflower)
Lineage: Eukaryota; Viridiplantae; Streptophyta; Magnoliopsida; Asterales; Asteraceae
Product: probable serine/threonine-protein kinase PBL8
Exons: 6
Coding region: 286-2373 (695 amino acids)
Biological process (GO): protein autophosphorylation
Cellular component (GO): plasma membrane; plasmodesma
Molecular function (GO): transmembrane receptor protein tyrosine kinase activity; ATP binding
Source: RefSeq, a predicted model, not a curated record